GGGUAGCCAAAAAUCAAAGCGGGAAUGUGAAUUUGGUAACUCUUUACUCUAGAGCGAUUUGUCCACCUCUAGUAUUGAUUCGUGUAAGCAAAGUAUGUCUCACUCAAAAAUUUAUCUGGAUUUGUCUGUGUCUAACUAUGCACAAGAAAAUUUUGACCGGUCUCUUCAUUUUCCGUGCGUAAAAAAAAGGUCCCCCAUAUAGAGACCAAAAACGUGAAGAUCCGAAAAGAUUUGAACAAAUUUGUAACAUAUGUGUCUGAAGAAGCGAGAAAAAUCUGACAUUUGCCAGAUAAAUCUGGAAACCUGGCAACGCUGCGUGCAAAGGUAAACAAAUUAAAGUCAAAGACAGUAAGCAAUUAAAAUUUGAAUUUGAUGCGCAGACUAAUCAAAUUAAUUUAUUUAAUACGAUGAAAGCUUACAUAAAUAGAGAAUAGAAAAAAUAAAUAAUAAAAUAAAAAUCUAACAAUACACGGGCAGAUGGGCCAUCACUGGCUUUAGCCUGUCACGUUAGCGACAGAAAAGAAAAAAAAACAUAUCAACAGCAAUAUCAGUGGAUGCAGCGAUACAGCCGAGCUAAAGCAAAUUACACCUAAUUCCGGUAACUGCAAAGAGAGUAUCCAAAUCUAGUAUUACGAAGCCUCGCUGUGCACAAGAGCCAUUGAACAGCCCUGUAGCAUCUUCUUCCUCAGCAGUCGAUUAUCCCAAGGAGCACCAAUGUCAUAUUGGCGACAAAAAAUGCAUUCGGAAAAGUCAUUUCGACAGAUACUCCUUAAAACAUGAAAACGAGAAGCCAUUCAGUUGUGAUCUUUGCUCCAGGAGGUUUUCAAUCAAUAGUAUCCUCAGAAAGCAUAUGCUCGUUCAUGCUGAUGUCCAACGGUAUAAAUGUACUGUAUGUGGAAAAAAUUUAGUACUAAAAACGGAAUAACUAGUCACAUGGCUACUCACACAGGUAAUCUGUAUACGUGUGAUGUUUGUGGCAAAGACUAUAGGACUUGUUCAAAUUUAAAGUCCCACAAACGUAUCCAUAUUGACACGGGUGAACCUGAUUUGAACUGUUCAAGCAAAAAGAAGCAUGAAAUCACGCUUACAAACAAUUCACCGUUUAUAUGCAGCGUAUGUGGCAAAGAAUUCAAUUAUAAACAUGAACUUGAGCAACACACGAGCCAUGAUAGACGCAAACGACCGUACGAAUGCAUCAUAUGUGGAAAAAAUUUCCCGGUCAAACCGAAACUUACUAUGCACAUGUCUAGCCAUACAGGCGUUUAUCGGUUUAAGUGUGAUGUGUGUGGCAAAGGACUCACUACCAGAACACUACUGAAAAUGCAUGAGCGGAUUCAUACAGGCGAGCGACCAUACAAAUGCGCGAUAUGUGAAAAAGAUUUUGCCUAUAAGCGUGCUCUCACUGAACACAUGUCGGUUCAUGGAAUCGAAAAUCCUCAUAAGUGUGAUGUAUGUGGAAAAGGCUUUAGUAUCCUUGCCAAGUUCAAGAGACACGCACGCACCCAUACAACUGAACGACCAUACAAAUGUGCAGUUUGCGAAAAAGAUUUUUCCAAUAAACCGGCUCUUACCGUUCAUAUGUCUAUCCAUAGAACCAAUUAUCCAUACAAAUGUGAUGUGUGUGGCAAAGGCUUUCAUAUUCGUGCUUCCUUCGAGAAACACGAACUCCUUCAUACAGGUGAGCGACCGUUUAAAUGCAACGUAUGUGAAAAGGAUUUUCGUUGCAAAGAUUACUUGAAAAUACACAUGCGCCUUCAUACCGGUGAGCGACCGUACGAAUGCACCGAAUGCGGAAAAGACUUUAUCACUAACUCUCAUCUGAGACUCCACAUGCAUAUGCACAAGGGUGAUUACAAGCAUAAGUGUGAUGUGUGCGGCAAAGCAUUUAGUUGCAGAUCACUCUUACAAGCGCACGAGUACACUCACACCGGAGAGCGUCCGCAUAAAUGCACCAUAUGCAGUAAAGGAUAUAUUCGUCAAAACUAUUUGAUCGCACACAUGAAAGUUCAUCGGGAAUAGCAAAGAACAUUACCGGUAUAAGUGUGGUGUGCGUGGCUGGUUUUUGUUGAGCCGCGAGGUGGCAUUAGCAGUUCAACAUAGUGGUGAGUGCUAAUGCACUGGUGAGAAGACGACGAAACGUAUAAAAAAUUUAGUAAAAAAAAUAGCAACUGUCAUGGAUUCAACUAUAAUAUCAAUUUGUGAUCUUCCUAUUUUCAGGUAGAAAAUAUACACGUUGUUCUUGAAAUUCGUCGAGUGAAUCCUCUCUUUUUUAUUGCUACACAGAUUCUUUUGUGAUUGAAUAUUUUUUUCAACUUUUAAAUUAAAUAAUUAAACAUUUAAUGUUAGAGAAAAUAGAAUAUCUGAAUAUACACAUAUACAUAAAAAACAAUUUUUUUUUCGAUUAACAACUUCGUGGCAACUGAUUAAUGCAUUCGUGGCUCUUAAGUUUUGUACGAUGAUGAAAAUUUUUGCCACAUACGUCGCACUCAUAUCUGUGAUCUCCCUUGUAAUUGAACAUAUGCACCUCACCAGUAUGAAUACUUUCGUGUAUUUUUAAAAGCGCGUUCGAGGUGAAUCCUUUGCCACACACAUCACACCUAAAUCGAUAAUCAUCCUUGUGAACAGUAUGUAGUCCUAUGUUUUUUUUUCAGGAUACUCUUGAAUGAAAAGGUUUUAAUGCAAAAAUCACAACUAAAUGGCGGCUCGCCUCCAUGUUUUAGGACGUGUUUGUCGAAACAACCCUUCCGAGCGAAUUGUUUAUCACAAAUCUGACGCAGCCCACCUGGGUUUGAUUCCCAACCCCGCACAUAGGGUCAGAAAGUUUUUCUGAUCCGAAGAGGCGAAUAACCUUAAGGUUAAAACCUCUAUAAUCGAAACAAAAAAAAAAAUCUGACAAAUUUGGUUACAGGAGAUGAAGAUACUACUAGAUUUUUUGAUCGUUCAGAAUAUUUUAUUCAUGGUAAGAUUUUAUUUCACUGAAACUUCGCUACCAAGAUUCAAAAAUUUGGUGGGUAUUAUUUCAAUUUUGAGAAAUUUGAUUCCUGUGUGAAAACAAUUUCAGUGUGUGUUCACUGAAAUUGUUUUCUGCACUUUCAUUAAACAGCGGGCUGUUGAUUUGGUAGUUUUGGGCAGGGAUGUCAAGUUUGGAACUUUUUAGUGGUCCCAAACGGAAAUAAGUAGUUUUUUCAAUGCAUUCGAAAUAACCUUUUCUGACAGCUUAUUUACACACACACACAGUAUUGUACACGAUCGCAGGUAUAUUUUCAGUAUCAAACAAAUAUUCAUAUCAUAUACUGUGCGCAUUAGAAUGGUAUGAACGUGGCUUAACAUAUGGUGGACAACAACGUCAUCACAAAAAAGCAUUGACUUCAGAAACCACCACUCAUAGCAGGGACUUGGUCUUAUGUAUGCGUUUAGCGAAACCAAUUAUAUCUUAUGCGAAGCAAAGUGAUGGCAUUACAUUCUUUUUGUGGAAUUUGGCAGCCGAUUCACAGUAUGACUAGUACUACGAUACUACUGACACUAUGCAUGACUAGUACUACGAUCCUACCAGCGCCCUAUGUAUUGAAUUCUAUCUUAUGUGGUCUUCGAAUUCGACGGAAAGUGGUAAUGCAGAUUGCUGGUCACCGAUGAAAGACUGCAAACCAUGUACGAAUACUGUCAUCAAAGUGUUCACUAUGGCAAGCUUUGUGAGAAAAUUGACACAAUCAAAUCUAGGGCCAAGUACAAUGAAACGUCUUCUAUACAAGUCACACGUAAUCACAGUACUUCGGAGACACGCACAAUGCAUAAAGUUGUCUUUUUCACUAUUUAAUUUACACUGGAUUCUGUUCAAGCCUGUACAUAUGUUAUCUCCACGAAUUACUAAAAAGUAAUGCCAUUUUUAAUGAACGUGUAAUGGCAAUAAUGAUGAAUUCUCCAUGUAAAUUAGGAAUGUCAUUACUUAAUAAUCAUUAAAAAUGACAUUGAUCACUAAACAGAAGUGUUGUUUCUUGUGAUAUAUAGGGUAACAGAGGUAUUUUGGCCCACUUCAGGAUUGAUUUUAUUUUGGCCCACUUUGUAAUAAUAUCCACCAAAUGUUGUAAUAUCUUAGAAAACCCCUUCCGCAAUAGGUAACUUAAUGUGGUUAGCUUCAAAUUGAUGCAACAUGAGUUACUUAACAUCGAUAAAAUCCGAUGAAAUCGAUAAAGUUUGUUAGGUGGACCAAAAUAUAUGAAGUGGCCAAAAUACCUCUGUUACCCUAUUGAUCUGAACUCAGAAAUUUGUGUCGAUAUUUGAUGAUCAGCACUGAAUUGUAACGAUAUUAAUAUUUGAUACAUAGAAAAAUUUGAAUUGAGCAUUAUGAAACUCAGACUGAAAGACAUGACAUAAUUAUUGUGUUAAGCGCUGAAAUCCCAGAUCGAUUAAAUUGUGAAUAAAAAUAU
Messenger RNA from Malaya genurostris, 4424 nucleotides. Its product is annotated as zinc finger protein 665-like. The coding region runs from base 883 to 2019 and encodes 378 amino acids. The transcript has 2 exons. Gene Ontology annotation, molecular function: DNA-binding transcription factor activity; RNA polymerase II cis-regulatory region sequence-specific DNA binding. NCBI's taxonomy places the organism in Eukaryota, Metazoa, Arthropoda, Insecta, Diptera, Culicidae. The record is from RefSeq and is a predicted model, not a curated record. Gene Ontology annotation, biological process: regulation of transcription by RNA polymerase II.